CUAGUAUUAGAACGGCAGAAUCCCGCAAAUAAAACAGAAUUUUCCAUGUUUCAUUUCUUUGCUUCUUCCCUCGUUUAGACCGUCGCCUAAGCAUUCCACAUGCCUAACCUUGGAAAACCAUAAUUAUCAUCUUCUAUACAAGUCCCAACCGCCAGUUACAUUAAGAUGAAGUAAUGAAGAACGUUCCGAGAAACAAGUUCUUGCUCUGUUUUAGACCCGUUGCUGAUAUGGACUUGAUGCUCGAGUCCAACGCUCUUGUGGUUGAUCGUUCCCAAAAUCAUCAGGCCUUAACGUAUGUUGGCGUUAACAAGAAGGAGGAUAUGAAGCCUUCAGCGACGCAGUCCUCUGUUUCUGAUACAAAAGAUUCGAUCAGGAUUCAUCGUCCAGGAAAGAAAACAUUUUCCCAGGUGAUCAAAGCUGUUGUCUUCGAGAUCGUACUGGAUAGGAGGGUUCGACGUAGAAAAGGUAUUGAUCAAGAAUCAUAUUCAUCAAAGCACAAUUUCCCAUUAAGCAGCCGUGACAAGUUGUUGGAUUCAAGUUUUGAUGAAUCGGUAAACAAGGUUUCUGCUGGAAAAGGAACUGUUUGCAGGUCCAACUCAGUCUCAUCAGGAUCAUCUUGUUCUUCUUCAUCAUCAUCAUCAUCCUCUUCCCCAAAUUCAACUCUAAAAGCAAAGAGACAACAGCUGCAAAACAGCUACAAUACUUACAGCAACCAUCAAGAAGAUGAAAAGAAGACAAAAGAAGAAGGAACAGAUAGGGGUUCAUGUUCAAACAAUGCCAUAUUUUUGCUUCUCAUUAGUCUGGCGGUGACAAUCUUCUGUGGCAAAUUUUGUGCCAUACUUUUCACAUCAAUUUGGCUAUACUUUUUUCCUCAACAACAACCUACAGGAGUUAUUGGAAACCUGGAAAACAAUAAAAGAAGGCCGGAAAAGAAGUCAAGAGCUUACAAAAAGAAGGUCAUUAUGGAAGGGCUACUCGAACGCAACCACAACAGAGGGGCAUUAAAUUUUUGACGUGAAAAUUUUCUUUUUCGUGUCUGAUGCAAAUAGUCUCUCUGUGAUUUAUCUGAUUACUUGUAGGCUACAACUUUAAUGGUACAUUAAAGUUCAAUCAGACGCAAGAGACAAGCCCAGUUUCUUGUGCAGGAUUUUAUUUUAGUUUUUUCUUAU
Durio zibethinus is the source of this 1169-nucleotide messenger RNA. RefSeq lists its product as uncharacterized. Lineage: Eukaryota; Viridiplantae; Streptophyta; Magnoliopsida; Malvales; Malvaceae. The record is from RefSeq and is a predicted model, not a curated record.